Rotaria sp. Silwood1 is the source of this 1155-nucleotide messenger RNA. NCBI's taxonomy places the organism in Eukaryota, Metazoa, Rotifera, Eurotatoria, Philodinida, Philodinidae. The record is from the annotation of a GenBank genome assembly.
AUGACAAGUGAAAAUAUUUGGUCGAGAUUAAAUACUGCUCGAAAAAUUUCAUCAAAUUUAUAUAUAAUAGCAACAUGUCUUAGUGAUAUAUUAUAUCGUUAUUCACGAAAUUCAUCAAUAUUUGAUAAUCUUUCUCAAGCAUUAUUUUCUUCAUCAAUUGAUCAAAUUAAACUUUUGAAUGAUUAUUCAAAUAUUUUACAAAAUAUAUUAAAACAAAAUUCUUUACAUACGAAUAUAAUACAAAAUAUUCGUCGUCUAUUUCGUACUGAUUCAUGUCUCAAAGAAUUAUUUUCAACUAUUGUUGAUGAAUAUUGUCAAUGUCAUGAAUGUGAUUGUACAAUAUUGAAUAGUAUUGAUGAUGUUAUUCAUGAUAUUAAUGAAAUACAAUUAAGAUUACUAAUUGAAUCAAGUCAAUUAUCUUGUAUAUGUUUUCGAUGUAGUGAUAAAAAUCAAUUGAAAACUGUAACAUUCAAAAAAUUUAGUCCAUGUUUAGCAUUAACAGUAAAUCGAUUGCAUAUUAAUGCUAAAGAUCAAUUAAUUAAUACACAAGGAAUUAUUUAUGAUUUAAUUUAUAUUAUUGAAUUUGAUCAAACAUUAUGUUCGAUUUUAAAUGUUUAUCAACAACAAGAUAUUGAAUUUGUCAUAGUUGAUGGAAUUGAUGUAUCAAAUCGACGAUCUACAAUUGAUAGUCAAGGAAAAUUUCUUACACUUUGGAUGAGUCAAAAAACUUGUUCUCAUAAUGAAAUACAAGUUCCUUUAUCACCAUCAAUAGCAUCCUCAUCUCAAAUAAUACCACAAUCAAUAGUAGAUAAUGACAGUUCUAAUAUUUGUGAUAAUCUUCCAUCAACAGAUGAAAAUCAAUCUGAUAAUUUAUCUUCAUCACCAGCAACAACAGUUAGUGAAGGACUAUCAGAUAAUGAUACACUAACUGAUAUUUAUUUAACAUUACUUCAUUCAAUGAAUAAAAAUCAUUCAGAAAUUGAACAUGAUCAUAGAAUUAAUUCAUUAUCAUCAAGUACACUCUUGUCAAUGAAUGAUAAUAAACAACAUAAUGAAGAAAUUUCAUCAUCGAUUAGUAAUUCAACCAAUCGUUCAUUAAAACAAUUAUCAUCAACUAUGAAAUCAAAACGAACACAUCCUUAUACAACAGCUUAG